GCAAGAGUGUGAAUGGGGAACUUGGGUCUAAAUCAUUUGAUGGUGGAGACGAUGCGGCGGGGAAUGAGGUGGAUUCUAGUGAACAGGUAUGUACCAUUAAGAACCUUGAUAAUGGGAAAGAGUUUGUAGUAAAAGAGAUUAGAGAAGAUGGGAUGUGGAACAAGUUGAAGGAAGUUGGGACUGGGAGGCAGUUGACCAUGGAGGAGUUCGAGAUGUGGGUUGGGCAUUCUCCGAUUGUUCACGAACUGAUGAGGAGACAGAAUGUGGAAGAGGGUAAUAAGGAUAGUGCAGAUUUGGAUGCCAAUGGCAGUGGUGGUGGUGGUGAUGUUUCCAAGUUUAAGAAGAAAGGGAGUUGGUUUAAGAGCAUAAAGAGCGUUGCGAGUAGUGUCACUGUAAAGGGCCAUAAGGAAAGGCGAAGUAGCGAAGAAAGGGAUACCUCAUCUGAGAAGGGUGGAAGGAGAUCGAGUUCUGCCACGGAUGAUAGCCAGGAUGUUUCUUUUCAUGGGCCGGAGCGUGUGAGGGUGAAGCAGUAUGGAAAAUCUUGUAAAGAACUCACUGCUCUUUACAAGAGCCAAGAGAUUCAAGCGCACAAUGGGUCCAUUUGGAGUAUUAAGUUCAGUUUGGAUGGAAAGUACCUUGCUAGUGCAGGUGAGGAUUGUGAAAUUCAUGUAUGGAAGGUAGUUGCAUCGGAGAAGAGAGGGGAGUUGAUGGAAAAGGUUGAUGAUGGGAAUUUGAACUUCUUGCUUGUCGCUAAUGGAUCUCCAGAAACAACUAUGUUGUCCCCAAUUGCAGAUCACCAUCCUGAGAAGAAGAGAAGAGGAAGGUCUUCUCUAAGCCGCAAGUCAUUGAGCCUGGACCCUAUUGUGGUGCCAGAUACUGUUUUUGCACUUUCAGAUAAACCUUUUUGUUCUUUUCAAGGACAUUCGGAUGAUGUGCUUGACCUCUCAUGGUCCAAAUCUCAGCAAUUGCUGUCAUCUUCAAUGGACAAAACAGUGAGGCUUUGGGACUUGAUUAGCAAGACUUGUUUGAGAAUAUUUUCACACAUUGAUUAUGUAACUUGCAUCCAGUUUAAUCCAGUUGAUGAUAAAUACUUUAUUAGUGGGUCCCUAGAUGCUAAAGUUCGCAUAUGGAGCAUUCCUGAUCGUAAAGUUGUCGAUUGGAAUGAUCUGCAUGAAAUGGUCACUGCUGCUUGUUAUACACCUGAUGGCCAGGGUGCAUUGGUUGGCUCUUACAAAGGAAGCUGCCAUUUAUACGAUACUUCUGAGAACAAGUUACAACCGAAAAGUCAAAUCAAUUUGCAGAAUAAAAAGAAGAAAGCUCAUCAAAAGAAAAUUACAGGUUUCCAGUUUGCACCUGGAAGUUCAUCAGAAGUACUCAUCACAUCUGCAGAUUCACGAAUUCGGCUUGUUGAUGAGUCUGAUUUAAUUCACAAGUUUAAAGGAUUUCGGAACACAAACAGCCAAAUCUCAGCUUCUGUUACGACAAAUGGAAAAUAUGUCGUCUCUGCCAGUGAGGACUCCUAUGUUUACGUGUGGAAACAAGAAGCAGAAUCGCGGCCUAGCAGAAACAAAGGAGUCACUGUAACAUACUCUUAUGAGCAUUUCCACUGUAAAGAUGUAUCAGUGGCCAUCCCUUGGCCGGGCAUGUCUGACACAUGGGGAGUAAGAGAUGCGCAAUUGAAUGAUCAAAAUUGUUUUGAUGACACUAUCGAUGAAGUUUCUACAGCCAAUCAUCCUCCUACACCCGAUGAGGAGUACAGUGGAAACGAGGGUUCAUUAUCAGCAUCCGGGUGCACCAAUAGCCCUCUCCACGGAACCAUUUCCAGUGCAACCAAUAGCUACUUCUUUGACAGAAUCUCAGCUACAUGGCCAGAGGAAAAACUUCUUUCGGCAACUCGGACCAGGAGCCGCCGGAUCAGUUUGGACUAUACCUCAUGGGUUAAUCCAAACAUUCCAGCCUGGCGUAUGGUGAUUGUGACUGCUGGCCUACGAGGUGAGAUCAGAACUUACCAAAAUUUUGGAUUGCCGGUUCGAAUUUGAUGAACCAAAAAAAGAAAAUGGUAGGUAGCAUCAAAGGGUUGGGGAGGGGGGAAUGAGUUGAUAAUGUGUCAAUACAAUCCUUUCCCUCCCUUUGGUUAAAAUUGUGUACAGAGAGUGAGAUAUUGGUUGAGAUUUGUAAUAUUAGCUGACUUUCAUUUCUUUCUUUGUUCCUCUGCCCAUUGGAUGUGGGGGGCAAUGGAAAGCCACUCCAUUUGAGCAUUGAGGAAAGUAUAGAUUUGUUCAGAGAAAAAGAAAAAAGAAAAAAGAACUACACCAUGAAUUUAGAUACCGAUGUAUUUUCUGAUGUCGGAAAUUGUAGAGUUAAGAUGAUAGGGCGAAAAGCCUAUUGAAUUGAAAAUGAAAUUCUUUUACUA
This is a messenger RNA of Gossypium raimondii (Peruvian cotton), 2413 nucleotides long. RefSeq lists its product as uncharacterized. Gene Ontology annotation, molecular function: protein binding. Bases 153 to 2039 code for a protein of 628 amino acids. The transcript has 7 exons. The record is from RefSeq and is a predicted model, not a curated record. Lineage: Eukaryota; Viridiplantae; Streptophyta; Magnoliopsida; Malvales; Malvaceae.